CCACACGGAAAAGCCAAAACAUGAAGCCGUCUGUGAGUACCGUCCCUACUCCUGCCCGUGUCCCGGCACCUCCUGUGACUGGGAGGGAUCCCUGGAAGCCGUGAUGUCCCACCUCAUGCACGCCCACAAAAGCAUUACCACCCUUCAGGGAGAAGACAUCAUUUUCCUCGCCACAGACAUUAACCUGCCAGGGGCAGUGGACUGGGUGAUGAUGCAGUCGUGCUUCAGUCACCACUUCAUGCUGGUGCUGAAGAAACAGGAGAAGUGUGAAGGUCACCAGCAGUUUUUUGCCACCGUGCUGCUCAUCGGCACCCGAAAGCAGGCGGAGAACUUUCAGUACAGGCUGGAACUGCACGGCAACUGCCACCGGCUGACCUGGGAGGCCUCCCCCUGCUCCAUCCACGACGGCGUGUCCGUGGCCAUCCGCAACAGCAACUGCCUCGUUUUUGAUACGGCCACCGCGCACCUUUUUGCUGACAACGGAAACCUCGGCAUUAACGUGACGAUUUCCAUGUGCUGUCCGUGACGUGUCGCUAGCGAGACCCCAGCUGUCUGGACGUAGUGCUUCACCAGGGUUUGCUUUUGGUUCCUGUUUUUUAUGCUGUUCAACUAUGUCAUCCUAUAUGCUAAGGUUCCUAACUAGCCAGCAGUUGUAACUUUGGGGAGAAGAGGAACAAGAGUGUCCUGUGAGUAACAUGAGUGGGACAAGGUCUUUUAAAAUUCCUGGGUGCCUUAGGAAGAUUACACACACACACUUACCUUUUAUAAUUUAAUUGUAUUUUAUGUAAAGAGUGCUUCCAUUAGAUAUGUGGCUUAAGAAGCUCCUGUUUGGAGCACACCUAAAAGCCCUUGAAGCAACAGUACCGAUUCGCUCUCUCACUGGUGAGCUUUAAUAACAGGCUUUAGUAUCACAGAAGGGUUUGGGUUGGAUCAUCUAUUCCAAUCCCCCUGCCAUGGGCAGGGACACCAU
Empidonax traillii (willow flycatcher) is the source of this 970-nucleotide messenger RNA. It is a transcript of the gene SIAH2, whose product is annotated as siah E3 ubiquitin protein ligase 2. Gene Ontology annotation, biological process: multicellular organism development; proteasome-mediated ubiquitin-dependent protein catabolic process. The record is from RefSeq and is a predicted model, not a curated record. Gene Ontology annotation, molecular function: ubiquitin protein ligase activity; ubiquitin conjugating enzyme binding. The transcript has a single exon. Gene Ontology annotation, cellular component: cytoplasm. Bases 104 to 526 code for a protein of 140 amino acids. Lineage: Eukaryota; Metazoa; Chordata; Aves; Passeriformes; Tyrannidae.